AUGUUUAACGGGACUCGAAUUAGACAUCUGGAUCUCUAUACGUGUAACGAGCGCUACCUCGAGAGUCAUGAAACCCCCAUUUCCGCAUCCAGCAAUCCAGACGAGUUCCUGCAUUCGCCUCCGCCAUUGGAGAUAUUUUUCAAAGACCACACCUUUGUUUUCCCAACUGCGGCUAUGGCGCUGGCUCUUGUGUCAAGCGUCGCCUCAAUGGUCAGACCACGCUCGCCGUUGGCAAGCCUCAAACAUCUCCAGAUGUCCUUUCGCGUCACUCCAUAUGUGGCUAUGGUACGCGAUCUUCUACUCGACUCUUUUAAUUCUUUGGAAUCACUCAGGCUGCCACUCGGUGACCCCAACAUAUCGGUAUAUCCUAUCGGCCCCGUAUUGGAAAAUAUACCGAAACUCAAACUCAUCUUCGUCGGCAUUUCCCCACCGCUGGUUAUAUCAACUCCAAUUAAACCGGUCCAGGCACCAUCAGUAUAA
Messenger RNA from Cyclocybe aegerita, 480 nucleotides. Lineage: Eukaryota; Fungi; Basidiomycota; Agaricomycetes; Agaricales; Hemipholiotaceae. The record is from the annotation of a GenBank genome assembly.